GCGUUGCAAAGUCUCCGGAAGUGGAGGUGUGAGAGGCCGGGCGGACUUGGGUAGCCGGCCUCUACUCCGGGACGCUUCUCCCUGGCGGGUCAUGAACGGACCAGCGGACGGCGAAGUGGACUACAAAAAGAAAUACAGGAAUCUGAAGCGGAAGCUCAAGUUCCUCAUUUACGAACACGAGUGCUUCCAGGAGGAGCUCAGAAAGGCGCAAAGGAAAUUGCUGAAGGUUUCCCGAGACAAGAGUUUCCUUCUAGAUCGACUUCUGCAGUAUGAGAACGUGGAUGAAGACUCUUCCGAUUCAGAUGCCACUGCAUCUUCAGAUAACAGUGAAACAGAGGGGACACCCAAGUUGUCUGACACACCAGCCCCUAAGAGGAAGAGAAGCCCCCCGAUGGGGGGUACCCCAUCUCCUUCCAGCCUCUCCUUGCCUCCUUCAACAGGCUUUCCCCUGCAGACGCCUGGGGCCCCCUCCCCAUACCUGAGCUCGCUGGCUUCUCCCCCUUACCCCCCAUUCCCUUCUGACUACCUGGCCCUGCAGCUGCCCGAGCCCAGCCCCCUGAGGCCCAAGCUGGAGAAACGGCCCCGCCUACCCCGGAAACUCAAGAUGGCGGUGGGACCCCCUGACUGCCCUGUGGGUGGGCCGCUGGCCUUCCCUGCCAGGGGUUCUGGUGCCAGUGUUGGGGCAACCCUGCCUCCCCUGCCUCCUCCCAAGAUGCCUCCACAUACGAUCCUGAGCACCGUCCCUCAGCAGAUGUUCAGCGAUGCAGGCAGCGGGGACGACGCCCUGGACGGCGAUGACGACCUGGUGAUCGACAUUCCAGAGUAGCCCCCUGCCAGGCACCUCACAUAGCUCCUCCAGUGCCAGCACAUUCAAGCCUUCCUCAAGAGAUGUUUAUUGAUGCCCAGUUGCCAUGCUUUGGCCACUGACACAAUCAGAAAAGGCGUAAACAUGCACAAAUGUCCCCGAGGAAGGUGGCAGGGUCCUGCCCGUACAUCCCAGCCCCAUCCAGGGAACAGUUAUUUAAACGAGUGGCCAAAAGGGUCUGCUACACCUUAGAGAGGUAGAGACCUACGGUGGCCGCCCCGUUAGAAGAGCAGCUGCGCAGGGCUGGGACGGUUAACGAAGGCUCUGGAUUAAAGAGUUGGCUCUUUC
This is a messenger RNA of Apodemus sylvaticus (European woodmouse), 1153 nucleotides long. It is a transcript of the gene Ino80e, whose product is annotated as INO80 complex subunit E. The transcript has 7 exons. Bases 92 to 826 code for a protein of 244 amino acids. Gene Ontology annotation, biological process: chromatin remodeling. The record is from RefSeq and is a predicted model, not a curated record. Lineage: Eukaryota; Metazoa; Chordata; Mammalia; Rodentia; Muridae. Gene Ontology annotation, cellular component: Ino80 complex; nucleus.